Molecule: messenger RNA, 318 nt
Organism: Lachancea thermotolerans CBS 6340
Lineage: Eukaryota; Fungi; Ascomycota; Saccharomycetes; Saccharomycetales; Saccharomycetaceae
Gene: SPR6
Product: Spr6p
Exons: 1
Coding region: 1-318 (105 amino acids)
Source: RefSeq, a predicted model, not a curated record
AUGAUACGCGAUCCAUUGUCCCGUAAAAGGACGCCCCGGUUUUUCAAGAAAACGCCAACAAUUCAGUUUCUCAAGAGAGUGGAGUCACGGCCACACAGACUCAAACGCUUCGUGCGCGUUUCUGUGUUAGGACCCCUAGUGAUACGGUACGGCGCUCUGCACGGAACGCCAGACCUCAGACCAAUCAAAUGCAGAUACCGUGGCAUCAAUCACGGUGAUCUCGUCCAACCAGGUACUUGGUGUAUAUGCCGCACACUUUCUUUGCGACCAAGCCCUCUGCAUAAUGACAUUUCCAAAAUCAUGGAAAAAGUGCCCUGA